This is a messenger RNA of Pleuronectes platessa (European plaice), 1827 nucleotides long. It is a transcript of the gene clic4, whose product is annotated as chloride intracellular channel 4. Lineage: Eukaryota; Metazoa; Chordata; Actinopteri; Pleuronectiformes; Pleuronectidae. The transcript has 6 exons. Bases 393 to 1151 code for a protein of 252 amino acids. The record is from RefSeq and is a predicted model, not a curated record.
UAUUCCCGUCCCUUCUUUUUCCAGCCACAGUUCCUCUCAGUCAGCCCCGCACACAGAGCCUCCUCCCCGGCCUCCCCGCCAUGCCCCUGUGGUAGCUGCACGUUUCCACAUUAGCGCUGUAUAACGGACACACUCUGCCUCCGCAUCCCGCUCUGCUAACGACACUCCCGGGCGUCCGACACCGGCUCCUCCACGAGGGAAGAGAAAAGGCGCCUCAGGGGGCUUCAGUGCGGAGAGGAAAGACAGAAAGAAGCGAGAGAGACAGAGAGAGAGAGAGAGAGAGAGAGAGAGGAGGGGAGCUGGAGAAGAAGUGGACCGAGCUGAGUCGGGCGUGGUAGCGAAGGAAAAGCUCUUCUGUGUCAGCUAAAGUUUCAAAAGAAGCAGCAUCCACGAUGUCUCUGUCGGUGCCGCAGAACGGAGUGAAGGCGGACAACGAGCCCGUUAUCGAGCUCUUCGUGAAGGCGGGAAGUGAUGGAGAGAGCAUCGGGAACUGCCCCUUCUCCCAGAGGCUCUUCAUGAUCCUGUGGCUGAAAGGAGUCGUCUUCAAUGUCACCACAGUAGAUCUCAAGAGGAAGCCAGCAGACCUCCAGAAUCUGGCCCCCGGCACACACCCGCCCUUCAUCACCUACAACGGCGAGGUCAAAACGGACAUCAACAAGAUUGAGGAGUUCCUGGAGGAUGUCCUCUGUCCACCCAAGUACAUCAAGCUUAGUGCAAGACACCCUGAGUCGAACACAGCUGGUAUGGACAUCUUUGCCAAGUUUUCAGCUUACAUCAAGAACUCAAAGCCAGAUGCAAAUGAGGCUCUGGAGCGCGGGGUAAUGAAGAUGCUGCAGAAGCUGGAUGAGUACCUCCGAUCACCACUGCCCGAUGAGAUCGACCACAACAGCAUCGAGGACAUCAAGGUCUCCAGCCGCAAGUUCUUGGACGGCGAUGAAAUGACUCUGGCCGACUGCAACCUGCUGCCAAAGCUGCACAUAGUGAAGGUGGUGGCCCAGAAGUACAGAGGCUUCGACAUUCCCAAAGAGAUGACGGCCAUCUGGAAGUAUCUGAACAUCGCCUACACCCGCGAGGAGUUCACCAACACCUGCCCCAGCGACAAGGAGAUCGAGAUUGCCUACGGAGACGUAGCCAAGAGGCUGGUGAAAUGAGCCUGUGUGUCCUGCCCUCCUCCUUCCCUCCCUCCAAAGCCCAGUAACCACCAUCCUCUUCACACUCCCCUGCACCGGGACUGAUGUGCUCAUUCACGGGAAAGAAAAAAAAACGAACUCUGGACUUCUUUUCCUUCUCUUCUUCAUUCAUAGCGAAUUUAUGAACCCUUCAUCUCUGUCGCUCCGCCUCUCUGCCUUCCCCUCAGAUUUUGAUGAUCUCUUUAUUCGGUACUGCAAAGGUCAGAGUUGUUCCAAUGUUUUCCACCGGAAGAGAGCAGCCCAGAUGUGUAUGAGUGCUUAUCGAUGUCGGGAGCCUCAUCACACACACUCCCUGAUAAGUGACCUUCAAGCUGACCUUCUCUCUGUGUUGAUGGGGAAAGUUCACAAGCCGUUGUUUGUUUUUCUGUUUGUUUAAUAUUGAAGAUGCUCUUUUUCUAGGUUUGGUAUAAGAAUGAAACACUGAGAAGCUGUUUAUUUUUGUUUCCUUUCUUUUGGCUUAUUAAGAGGCGUUGUAAACAGUGUUGAAGCUUUUUUUUUUGUUUUUGUUGCUCAAGUAUUUGACAGGUUUAAGUUGAAGGGAAUCCAAACCUGAGUGGUUGACAUAUCAAGGAAGAGAUGCUUUAUUUUAUUGUUGAGCUUGUUUCAAAAUAAAUAAUUGUAAGCACAGGUAAAGCUA